Messenger RNA from Abrus precatorius (Indian licorice), 923 nucleotides. Its product is annotated as probable inactive shikimate kinase like 1, chloroplastic. Gene Ontology annotation, cellular component: chloroplast. The transcript is spliced from 10 exons. Bases 37 to 879 code for a protein of 280 amino acids. The record is from RefSeq and is a predicted model, not a curated record. Lineage: Eukaryota; Viridiplantae; Streptophyta; Magnoliopsida; Fabales; Fabaceae.
UUUAGCAUAUUGAAUAGCGAGAGAGAUAACAUUAGGAUGGAGAAGGUAAGCGUAAGCCACAUGAAAAGGGGUCUCCCACUUCUCAAUCGCACAAACACCUUUCUUCAGUUUAAGCAGUUAACUUCCUCUCUCAGCUUCCCAACCCAAAACCCAAAAUCCCUUCGACUCCGCAGACCCAAAUCCUCACUUUCGGACGGUACCUUUUCGUCUUCGGUUGCUGCCACAGACUCAUCUGUUGCGGUGAAGAAGAAAGCAGCAGAUGUAUCUCCUGAGCUGAAAGGGACCUCUAUAUUUCUCACUGGUAUGAAAAGCUCUCUCAAAAUCGGUUUGGGGAAGCUGCUGGCUGAUGCAUUAAGAUAUUAUUAUUUCGACAGUGUGGUGGAAGAAGCUAUAGGGGGCGCUUCGGCCGCAAAAUCCCUUAGAGAGAGUGAUGAAAAAGGCUUCUUUGAGUCUGAGACUGAAGUACUGAAGCAAUUGUCAUCCAUGGGAAGACUAGUGGUUUGUGUUGGAAAUGGUGCUGUUCGAAGUUCCACUAAUCUGGCACUUCUGAGACAUGGGAUUUCAUUGUGGAUAGAUGUGCCUCUAGACAUUGUGGCUAGGGAUGUAAUUGAAGAGCAGGGUCAAUUUGCUUCUUUUGAAAUAUCUGCUACAGGAUCAUACCCAGAGGUAAAGGAUGAAGUAGGUGUUCUAUACAAUAAAUACAGAGAUGGAUAUGCUACAGCUGAUGCUAUUAUUUCAGUUGAAAAAGUAGCAUCUCGGUUGGGUUAUGAUAACUUAGAAGAAAUUACAAGAGAAGACUUGACUUUGGAGGCUCUUAGGGAGAUUGAGAAGUUGACCAGAGUAAAGAAGAUGAUAGAAGAGGCUGCAAAACCAUUUUAACCAACCCAGACAUGCCCCUUUACCUGCGAUCAAAUUCGACAGUC